Molecule: messenger RNA, 4310 nt
Organism: Canis lupus familiaris (dog)
Lineage: Eukaryota; Metazoa; Chordata; Mammalia; Carnivora; Canidae
Gene: NCAPG2
Product: non-SMC condensin II complex subunit G2
Exons: 32
Coding region: 382-3909 (1175 amino acids)
Biological process (GO): mitotic sister chromatid segregation
Cellular component (GO): condensin complex; nucleus
Source: RefSeq, a predicted model, not a curated record
GCGAGAGCGGCGCGUGAUGACGCGCGGGCCGGCAGGGCGCGUCCGCGGCGCGGGCGGGCGGGUUUGAAUCUGGUCGGAGCGCGGGAAACGGCGGCCGUCCUGGGCGAGUACCUUCUUUCAUUGACUCCAACACUUUGUGUUCCUGUUCUGAUGGAAUCAGCCUCCUUUUUCUGAGCUGACUCAGACCUGCCUGAGCAUCGUGGUAAGGAAAGGAGAGAAGGGUUACAGAGUAAAUGCCAUAUGAAAAGCAGUUUCAUCUGUCAUGGAAAAGCGAGAGACAUUUGUACAAGCGGUGUCUAAGGAGCUGAUUGGAGAGUUUUUGCAGUUUGUUCAACUUGAUGAGCUGCAUAAGUGGUGUUUUGUCUUCCUCAGUGGAGGCACAUGAUGUCCGUUUGUCCUGUUAUUGCUGAGAAAGAUGCUUCUGACCCUUUCAGCCUAAAUGAAUUACUAGAUGAAUUAUCAAGGAAACAGAAAGAAGAGCUAUGGCAAAGGCUCAAGAAUUUAUUAACGGGUGUAUUGUUAGAAAGCCCUGUGGCUGAGUGGCAGACGUUGGAAGUCCAGGGUGAAGACAUUAUGGAAACAGAGCAUGAAUCAAAAAUGAAAAACAGCAUAGAAAUAAUUCAUGCAAUUACAUGUGUGGUUCUUGCUUCUGUAUCUGUAAUAAAUGAAAGUGAGAACUAUGAAGACUUACUGGAAUGUGCAGUGAUGUUGAAUGGUAUUUUAUAUGCAUUACCUGAAUCUGAAAGAAAGCUGCAGAGUUCCAUUCAGGAUUUGUGUGUCACGUGGUGGGAGAAAGGUCUGCCUGCCAAGGAAGAUAUGGGAAAGACUGCUUUUAUCAUGCUGUUAAGGAAGAGCCUGCAGACUAAAACAGGCACAGACAUAUGUCGGCUUUGGCGUAUUCAUCAGGCUUUAUAUUGCUUUGAUUAUGAUUUAGAGGAAAGUAAAGAAAUUAAAGAUAUGCUACUUGAGUGUUUCAUAAGUGUUAAAUAUAUCAAGAAAGAGGAGGGAAGAAGAUUUCUUAGUUCACUCUUCAUUUGGAAUGUAAAUUUUAUUAAAAUGAUCCACGAGACCAUUAAAAACCAGUUACAGGGGUUACAAAAAUCUUUGAUGGUAUACAUUGCAGAAAUUUAUUUCAGAGCUUGGAAAAAGGCCUCAGGAAAAAUAUUGGAGACCAUUGAAAACAGCUGCAUCCAGGACUUCAUGCACCACGGGAUCCACCUUCCACGCAGGUCUCCUGUGCACUCUAGGGUGCGUGAGGUGCUGAGUUAUUUUCAUCAUCAAAAGAAAGUUCGUCAGGGAGUGGAAGAGAUGCUUUACAGAUUGUAUAAACCCAUCCUUUGGAGAGGACUAAAGGCCCGAAACUCUGUGGUCCGGUCAAAUGCUGCCCUACUGUUCAUUGAAGCAUUUCCUAUUAGAGAUCCAAAUUUCAAUGCUAUUGAAAUGGAUAGUGAAAUUCAGAAACAGUUUGAAGAACUCUAUAGCCUAUUAGAAGAUCCUUAUCCGAUGGUCCGUUCUACUGGGAUCCUUGGUGUUUGUAAAAUAACUUCCAAAUACUGGGAAAUGAUGCCUCCAACCAUUCUUAUUGAUCUCCUCAAGAAAGUAACUGGGGAACUGGCAUUUGACACAAGCUCAGCUGAUGUGCGCUGUUCUGUCUUUAAGGCCAAUCCAUUGUCUCCCACUAUUGGUUACUUUGAAACAAACCCUGGACAUUGUAUCAGCUCAUCAGUAAUUAUUCAAUGUCUGCCGAUAAUUUUGGAUAACAAAUUAAGCCACCCACUAUUAGAACAGCUUCUGCCAGCACUGAAAUACAGUCUCCAUGACAAUUCAGAGAAAGUGAGAGUGGCUUUUGUGGAUUUGCUGCUGAAAGUGAAAGCCGUGCGGGCUGCUAAGUUUUGGAAAAUAUGCCCCAUGGAGCAUAUUUUGGCUCGUCUGGAAUCAGAUUCCCGGCCAGUGUCUCGGCGCCUGGUGAACCUUAUCUUCAACUCUUUCCUGCCUGUGAACCAGCCGGAGGAGGUGUGGUGUGAGCGCUGUGUCACGCUGGUCCAGAUGAACCAUGCGGCCGCCAGGAAGUUCUAUCAGUAUGCCCAUGAGCACACCGCCUGCACUAAUAUAGCAAAGCUGAUCCAUGUGAUUCGCCAUUGCUUGAACGCCUGCAUCCGGAAGGCAGUGCUUGAGUGCCACGAGAGCCAUGAGGAGAGGGAGAAGGAGAAUGUUCUGGACAAAACACUGUCUGUAAACGAUGUUGCAUCCAUGGCCGGUUUGCUAGAAAUCAUUGUGAUUCUCUGGAAAAGUAUUCACAGAAGUAUGGAAAAUAAUAAGGAAGCCAGAGUUUAUACCAUUAACAAGUUUGCCUCUGUGCUUCCUGAGUACCUGAAAGUCUUCAAGGAUGAUCGCUGCAAGAUCCCUUUAUUUAUGCUUAUGUCCUUCAUGCCAGCCUCCACGGUGCCUGCAUUCAGCUGUGGUGUGAUUUCCACAUUAAGAAACCAGGAAGAAGAAGCAGCAGACAAGCGUUAUUGUACUUUGUUGGACUGUCUCUGCUCCUGGGGACAAGUGGGACACAUUCUGGAACUUAUCUGCGACUGGCUGCCAGAAGAACAGCCCCAGAGCAAGAGUAACUCAGCAUCUAAACGGAAGGUGAAAAUCCAUGAUACACGCCCAGUAAAACCUGAAUUAGCUCUGGUUUACAUAGAGUAUUUGCUGACCCAUCCAAAGAAUCGGCAGUGCCUGCUCUCUGCUCCCCAGAAGAAACUUAACCACCUUUUGAAAGCACUUGAAAUGUCAAAGGCAGAUCUGGAAUCGAUUUUGCAGUUGCCAGGUGGGAAACCUCACAACUUUAGUGAAGCCAUGGCUCUGCGAGCCUUCAGCCUCCACUGCCGGCUGAGUGUCCACCUUCAGCACCAGUUCUGCUCACAGGGGAAGGUUUACCUGUCUAUUUUGGAAGACACUGGGUUUUGGUUAGAAAACAAAGUUCUGUCUUUUAUCCAAGAUCAAGAAGAAGAAUAUCUCAAGCUUCAUAAGGUGGUUUAUCAGCAGAUCAUCCAGACCUACCUGAUGGUGUGUAAAGAUGUUGUGAUGGUUGGCCUUGGCGAUUACAAGUUUCAGAUACAGCUUUUACAGUGGAGUCUCGGAAUCAUGCAAACAGUGAAGGGCUUCUUUUAUGUGUCAUUACUUCUUGGCAUUCUGAAAGAGGUAACUGGAAGUUCCUUGAAGCAGACACCAGAUUCAGGUGAAGAAGUUGCCACGCUGUUUGAUAUGGUCCAGAAAGUAUUUCAGAAAAUGUUGGAAUGUAUGGCAUGGAGCUUCAGGAAGCAACCAGAAGAAGGCCUACGGCUUCUUUAUUCAGUUCAGUCUCCUCUUCAUGAGUUUAUAAUGACUGUUCAGUCUUGGCACAUGGACACACCCGUCCACCGGGGCAUGCUCUCAACUGUGAUCGCUGCAUCUGUGGUGGAGAUAAGUCACCAACUACGAAAGAUUUCUAAUAUAGAAGAGCUCACCCUUCCUGAGGGGCUGUCAGACCUCCCACCAUUUUCAAGGUGUUUAAUAGGAAUAAUAAUGAAGUCUCCAGAUGUGAUCAGGUCAUUUUUAGAUGAAUUAAAGGUGUGUGUUACUUCUGAUGAUAUUGAAGGCAUUGUGUGUCUCUCAGCUGUUACGCGUAUUAUUUUGGUUAUUAAUAAAGGUAAACAGAAGAGUUCAAAAAUGAAGGAUGUUGCAGCCACUGUUCACAGAAAACUGAAGACAUUCAUGGAGAUCACGCUGGAGGAAGACAGCACAGAGAGUAUAGCAUACUAUAAACUGGACAUAAUUUCUCAAGAGGAACAGCAUACGUUUGCCAGCACAGUGGUGCAUUUAAAUGCCAAGUUUCUCUAUGAAUCAUCAUCAAGAACUCUGGGGGCACUUUUGAAUUCAUAACUAAGCCAACGUCUAUGAUUGUGUGAAAACAGAGAAAAAGGACUUAGUAAAAAUGAAAUGAAUGUAUAUUUUCCUAGGUUUUUAAUAUUAAUAACCCGUAUCAUAGGGGUGGGAUUUAUUUGGGGAAUUAUAAGUAGGAAACUCAGAGGUUCUUACGCUUUUGCCAGGUGCCUGCAUAAAUAAUAUAUUUAAUAUAAAGGACUCUAGGUAUCAUUGGUGCAGUGCAGAAACCUGUGGUGCAAAAACAAAAAAAAAGUUUUCUAGCAAACAUGGUUAUUUUAAAAAUUACUUAUAUAUGUGCUUGUGUGUGUAUACAUACACACAUAUAUAUGUGUGUGUACAUAUAUAUAUAUAUGUAAAAUGUUGCUUGAAGCUAUGAGUAAUAAAGCGAUGAGAACAUC